AUGGGAUGUGCUACAGCAAAACCAAAAAGAGUCACCUUGCUUAUUAUCAUUGAUAGUCCACCACCAAGUUUGCCUUCCUCAAUGCAUAUUUUUGAUUUUGCUUUUAAUCAAUUUGAAUGUCCGGCUGCAAAGCUUCCAUUAUUUGAAAAAUAAAAUUAGCCUGUUAUACUUAGUUCUUAGCCUACCAAUGAGGGAAGAGAAUCUUAAACAGAGUGA
This is a messenger RNA of Paramecium sonneborni, 216 nucleotides long. NCBI's taxonomy places the organism in Eukaryota, Ciliophora, Oligohymenophorea, Peniculida, Parameciidae. The record is from the annotation of a GenBank genome assembly.